This is a messenger RNA of Salvia hispanica, 725 nucleotides long. Its product is annotated as mavicyanin-like. Gene Ontology annotation, cellular component: plasma membrane. Lineage: Eukaryota; Viridiplantae; Streptophyta; Magnoliopsida; Lamiales; Lamiaceae. The record is from RefSeq and is a predicted model, not a curated record. Gene Ontology annotation, molecular function: electron transfer activity.
AGCAUAACUGAAUCACCCCACUCCCAACACUACUUCACUUCACCACUCCUCAUGCGAUCUCUCUCUUCCUCCUACGCCUAUAUAUAUAUCAUCAAUUCACCAUCUUCAUCACCACAUUCCAUUUCUUCAUCCUCUCUCAUCUCAAUUCACCUAUAUACAUAACCCAAUCAAUGGCUUCCAAAGCAGCCACUUUCCUCCUCGCCGCCUCAUUCGCUAUCACGGCAGCCUCAGCCUUCCAGUUUGAGGUCGCAGACGAAAUCGGGUGGUCCAAACCCACCGGAAAAGAGCGCGAAACCUACAACGAGUGGGCCGCGCAAAACAGGUUCCACAUCCGAGACACACUCCACUUCCACUAUGCGAAAGACUCGGUGCUGGUGGUCACCUCGGCCGAUUAUCUAACGUGCAAUGCAACGAAUCCCAUCGCUGAAUUCGACGAUGGAAGCACAGUGUAUGAGCUAGACAGGCCGGGCUUCUUUUACUUCAUCAGCGGGCAGCCCGGCCACUGCAAGUCGGGCCAGAGGCUCAUCGUUCGCGUCAUGCAUCCUUUGCCGCCUGCUGCUGCGCCCGAGCUUGCGCCGGAACUUCCACCUUCCUUGGCGCCGACGGGCGAGGGCGAUGGGGAUUCGAGGUGGCCGGAGUUUAGUUCGACUGUGAAAUUGUCUGUUGUUUCCUACUUCGUUGCUGCUUUUGUAGCACUUGUUGUCACGGUCUACCUCUUCGUGUAG